Molecule: messenger RNA, 2111 nt
Organism: Pneumocystis murina B123
Lineage: Eukaryota; Fungi; Ascomycota; Pneumocystomycetes; Pneumocystales; Pneumocystaceae
Exons: 7
Coding region: 18-2111 (697 amino acids)
Biological process (GO): mRNA processing
Cellular component (GO): spliceosomal complex
Molecular function (GO): mRNA binding; protein binding
Source: RefSeq, a predicted model, not a curated record
GUGAUAUUUAUUAAACUAUGUAUUGUCCACCGCAAGGACCUUAUGGAACAAAUCCUCUCUAUGGAUAUCAAGGAUAUCAGACUUAUCAGCAGAAUUUGCAAGCGCCGCCUGGUUAUGUUCCUAAUGCUGUACAGUCUCAGUCUGUAGGAUAUGGGCUUCCAACAAAUAUAUCGAAAAUAGACUUUAAUGCACCGGUUAUUCAUUUUGGAACAAAUGUUAAUCAAAUGAAGCCUCAGGCUGCUGUAAUCACAUCUGCUCCUGUACUUGUAUCGAGAACUGCUGCUGUUCGUGAUACUCCGAGUCUUUUACAGCCACCUACUGUAGAACAACAACUUAGAACGUUAUUUAUUUGUUCUAUUCCUGAUUAUUUGGAUGACUUUUGGAUUGAUAAAAUAUUGAAAUCUGUUGCGAAGUUGAAAGAAUGGAAAAGAGCUAGUAAUGCGACUGGCUCUCUUCGGAAUUUUGGAUUUGCAGAAUAUGAUGAUCCUGAACAUGUACAGAGGGCUAUUAUAGCUUUAGAAAAUCUUGUUAUUCCUCCUCUUAAAGGAGAUGGAGAAGGUUCUAAAAUUAUGGUGGUAGUUGAUCAAAAAACUCGUGAAUAUUUAGAUGAAUGGAAUGAGACAAGGGAGAACAAGAAUCCACAACGAGAUCGAAGUCUUAUUAUGCAAGCUAAGAGCAAUCUUACUAAAGUUCUUGAAGAUUUUAAAGAUCCUAAUAAACGAGAUCCAAAAAAAACAUCUUCUGAAGAUAGCUUUAGGGAUUUACAAGCUUCUGAAAGCAAAGAUACAUCUAAGGUGGUUACUGUAACACUUAAUGUAGAUGAUGAACUAGAAGAUAUACCUGUAGAGCACCGUGAGGCUGUUGCUCGUGAAAUAUCUUCCUUUAGAGAAAGAUCUGAAAGAAGAGAACAUGAGAAGUUAAAAAGGGAGGAAGAGACGGAAAGGAGAAGAUUAGAGCUCGAAAGAAUGUCUGGAUUGUUUGUUUCCUCUAAAUUUGCUUCUCAAUCAAAUAAUUCCAUUAGUCAAAGAGCAAGAAAUAAUAAUAUUCAACCUCCAAAUUAUUCUGACGACCUUUAUGGUCAGAUGUCGAAAGAUUAUCAAAAAUCAAUAACAUUUGUAUCAAAGGAAAGUAACGGUUAUGUUCAGAGUCAUGAAGAUGAACUAGAUGAUACAAGAACAUGUGAAGAAAUAGAGAAAGAAAGAAGAAAUAGAAAACAGAAAGAGCUGGAAGCUGCAUUUCAAGAGAGAGAAAAAAGAUGGUUAAAUAGAGAAAAAUCACGAACAUCUGCGUUAGAGCGGGAAAUGAAUAGAGAUAAAGAAGAAGCGUUUCGUGAGGCUAGAGAUAGGGAAAUUAUGUCUCGUCGAUUAGCUGAGUGGAAUGAUGAUUUAGAAGCUGAAGCAGGUGUAGAAGAAUAUUAUAAAGAUAGAUCAUCGUGGUUGCGACAUAGAGCAAUAUUUCGUACUAGAGAAAUGGAAAUGGAUGCACGUGAUCGAGCUUUAGAAGAACGUGAAGAAGUAGAAAAAUCCAAAGCUAGUACAAACGUUGAUUUUCUUUCCAAAAAGCAGGCUGCAGAAUAUAAACAUGCUGAAUCAGGAAUUAGUAAAGAUUCAGGAAUUGGUCCUAUUAGACUUACUCUUGGUUCUGCGAAGAAACAAACAGAUGUUCCAAAAAGAGUUGUUUCAGAAGUUGAAAAACUUCUUGAAGAUGAUGAUGAUCAUUAUACUGGAAACAAAAAACCUGUAUUAUUGCCUCUAGAAUAUGAUGAUACCGAAGCUGCUGAGGAUGAUGAAUCUAAAAUUAGGAGAAUUAAAGAAAUUGUUGCAUCCGUUCCCUCUGAAAAAGAGGGGUUAUGGAGUUGGUCUAUUAAAUGGGACCGAUUAACUGAAUCUAUUAUUGAGGAAAAAAUUCAACCAUUUAUUACAAAAAAGAUUGUCGAAUAUGUUGGUGUUCAAGAAGAUGAUCUGAUCAAGUUUAUUUUAGAUCAUUUACGAAAAAAGGGUAGUGCUGAAGAACUCGCAAAGGAGUUGGAGAUGGCUAUGGACGAAGAAGCUGAAUUGUUUGUUAAUAAAGUAUAUAGAUAUGUUAUUGUUAUAUCUGAAGCUUGUAUAUAG